Poecilia reticulata (guppy) is the source of this 1683-nucleotide messenger RNA. The record is from RefSeq and is a predicted model, not a curated record. Lineage: Eukaryota; Metazoa; Chordata; Actinopteri; Cyprinodontiformes; Poeciliidae.
AUGGCGGUGACGCAGCUGCUUAAGCUGCUCCUCCAGUUGUCUCCAGCCCUGUCUGAGCGCCUGCGUGUCUUCGAGUCUCUCAGAGAACAAAGAGACGAGAACAGGAGACAUGAAGUUAGAGAAAGCCCUCUCUCCGUCCGCCUCACUAAUGGACAGACGGUAAAGGGAACAGCUGGAGUAACCACACCGCGUUACGUUGCACAGAGUCUGAGGGUGAAAGGAGCCCUGGUGUGCAAGGUGAAUGGGGCGCUGUGGGAGCUGGGGCGACCUCUAGAGGCAGACUGUGAACUGCAGCUUCUGGGAUUUGACUCGGCUGAAGGGAGACAGCUGUCCUCCAUCACGCUGUCCAACCAGACGGAGCCUAGCGGCUUAACGCGUCUGCUAGGUGUUGCGUUUCCAGGAGAGAAGGACAGGGAGGAGUGGGAGAGGGAGCAGGAAGAGGCGCGGAGGAGAGACCACCGGCGGAUAGGAACAGACCAGGAGUUGUUCUUCUUCAACGACGUGAGCCCUGGCAGCUGCUUCUUCCUGCCUAAAGGAGCCCACAUCUACAACACACUCACUGACUUUAUUAAGAGCGAGUACCGAAGGCGAGGCUUCACCGAGGUCGUGACCCCGACUCUUUACAGCACCGCUUUAUGGGAGCGCUCGGGCCACUGGGAGCACUACAGCGAGAACAUGUUCACCGUAACCUCGGAGGGCGCUCAGACCUUCGCUCUGAAGCCCAUGAACUGCCCUGCACACUGUCUCAUGUUUGAGCAUCGGGUUCGCUCGUGGCGGGAGCUUCCUCUGCGCUGGGCCGACUUCGGGGCUCUGCAUCGUAAUGAGCUGUCUGGAGCUCUGGGAGGGCUGACUCGCGUCCGGAGGUUCUGCCAGGACGACGCACACAUUUUUUGCACACCGGAGCAGCUGGAACAGGAGAUUGUGGCUUGUUUGGACUUUGUUCGGAGCGUCUAUCAAGUGUUUGGGUUUUCCUUCCACUGCUUGCUGUCCACACGUCCCACUCCGUGCCUGGGGGAGCCUGAACAGUGGGACCACGCCGAACAGUCGUCUCGUGUGUUUCUGUCUGAGCAGCAGCUGGAGAAGAGUCUGCAGCAGUUUGCCGAACGUUGGGAGCUGAACCCUGGAGACGGAGCUUUCUACGGACCAAAGAUCGACAUCCAGAUUAAAGAUGCGAUUGGCCGACAACACCAGUGUGCCACCAUCCAGCUCGACUUCCAGCUGCCCAUCAGAUUUAACCUUCAGUACGUCGGACGAGACGGACAGCUGCACAGACCAGUGAUGAUCCACAGGGCUGUACUGGGGUCACUGGAGAGAAUGAUCGCCAUACUGGCUGAAAACUUUGGAGGCAAAUGGCCGCUGUGGUUGUCUCCGUCUCAGAUCAUGGUGAUUCCUGUAGGGGGCAACAGUGAGUCAUACGCUAGACAGGUGGUCACGACGUUCUGCAACUCCGGCUUCAUGGUGGAUUUCAAUGACGAUCCAGGAGCCACCUUAAAUAAGAAGAUUCGCUCCGCUCAGCUGGCCCAGUACAACUACAUAUUUGUGGUGGGUGAUAAGGAGCGUGAGAGUGGAGCAGUGAACGUAAGGAGCAGAGGGGGCAAACAGUUGGGCAGCAGACAAACGGAGGAGGUGCUGAGGUCCCUCAUACGUCUACGAGACACCAGGAGCAACCGAGAGGAGCUUUAA